CGGGCGGCUGCGACUGCGCCUUGGGCGGCCGUCGGGCCGAGAACCAUGAGCCCCGGGGGCGCGGGCUGCUCGGCCGGGCUGCUGCUGACGGUCGGCUGGCUGCUCCUGGCCGGCCUGCAGGGCGUGUGCGGGGCCAACUUCACGGCCGCCCAGGAUCCCGGCCUGGGCCGCGAGGGCGAGGGCGCGGGCGAGGGCGAGGAGGAGGCCGAGAGCGACGGCGAGGAUCAGAACGAGAACGAGCCCGAGGCCGAGCCCGAGGAGGAUGUUUCAAAUAGGACAGUAGUCAAAGAAGUCGAGUUUGGCAUGUGCACCGUUACGUGUGGUAUUGGUAUUAGAGAAGUUAUAUUAACAAAUGGAUGCCCUGGAGGAGAAUCCAAGUGCAUUGUGCGCGUGGAAGAAUGCCGGGCAGCGGUCGACUGUGGCUGGGGUAAACCAGUUUCAGAAAGUCUUGAAAGUGUUAGUCUGGAAUGUAUUCAUACAUCUCCUAUAAAUCGUUUCAAAUAUAUUUGGAAACUUCUAAGGCCAAAUGAACAAGCCAUUGUACUUCCAAAUGAUUCAGCAAUCCUGGAAGUACACAGGGAAACUCGCCCCUUGGCUUUCCAGUGUGAGACCUUGGAUAAUAAUGAAAUAGUAGCAUCUAUUAAAUUCACAAUCUAUACAACAAGUGAAAUGCAAAUGAGAAGAUCAGUCCGACCAGACACUGAUGCAGUCCUAGUUUUUGUGCUGACCGUAGGAGUUGUUGUGUGUAUAUUCGUGAUCUUUGUACUGAUCUUCAUAAUUAUAAACUGGGCUGCAGUCAAGUCAUUCUGGGGGGCAAAAACCUCAACAACUGAGAUACAGUCUGAGCUGAGUUCAAUGAGAUACAAAGAUUCAACUUCUCUUGACCAAUCACCAACAGAAAUACCAGGACAUGAAGAGGAUGCUUUAAGUGAAUGGAAUGAAUGAUGUAUGGAUGACAUAUAACAAACCAAAGGAGAUUAGAGAGUGUUAGAUUCAUUACUAUAAAAAUAAAAUAUGUAGUGAAAUACUUUAA
Ceratotherium simum simum (southern white rhinoceros) is the source of this 1033-nucleotide messenger RNA. RefSeq names its product sperm acrosome associated 1 (gene SPACA1). NCBI's taxonomy places the organism in Eukaryota, Metazoa, Chordata, Mammalia, Perissodactyla, Rhinocerotidae. The record is from RefSeq and is a predicted model, not a curated record. Gene Ontology annotation, biological process: acrosome assembly. Gene Ontology annotation, cellular component: acrosomal membrane.